Dicentrarchus labrax (European seabass) is the source of this 2462-nucleotide messenger RNA. Its product is annotated as glutathione hydrolase 5 proenzyme-like. Gene Ontology annotation, cellular component: plasma membrane. Gene Ontology annotation, molecular function: glutathione gamma-glutamate hydrolase; leukotriene-C(4) hydrolase activity. Lineage: Eukaryota; Metazoa; Chordata; Actinopteri; Moronidae. The transcript has 12 exons. The record is from RefSeq and is a predicted model, not a curated record. Gene Ontology annotation, biological process: leukotriene D4 biosynthetic process; glutathione catabolic process; inflammatory response. Bases 110 to 1768 code for a protein of 552 amino acids.
CCCUCUUUUCAUGUGGUCCUGUGCUGCCUGUCAGUCAGUGAAGUUAUAGCACAAGAGAAAGAUCAGAAGAAACUUUGACACCUCGCGGAGGUGUUGGAUAAAAUCAGCCAUGGCGAGGUCAAAGGCGAAGGUGUACUGUUGCUGCGCACUGAUCCUGCUCUCUGUGAUUGCUGUGAUUGUGUGUAUUGCUGUAUUUGUGAGCCGCAGAUGUCCACAUGACACUUUCUCCAAAGCAGCAGUGGCCGCAGACUCUGGGGUCUGUUCACGGAUUGGACUGGACAUCAUUAAAAGUGGCGGCUCAGCGGUAGAUGGCGCCAUCGCCGCACUGCUGUGCACCUCCGUGAUGAACCCACAGAGUAUGGGCAUCGGAGGGGGGUCCAUAUUCACAGUGAUGGACAGCUCUGGUAAAGUGAAAGUCAUCAACUCCAGAGAGACCGUACCCAGGAGCUUUAAACCGGACCUGCUGCGUUCCUGCAACAGCAACUUCUUACAGAUGACAGGAAGUGACUGGAUUGGGAUCCCGGGUGAAAUUCGGGGCUAUGAAGAAGCACACAGGCUUUAUGGGAAGCUGCCGUGGGCCAAACUCUUCAAGCCGACCAUCAAACUGGCCAGAGAAGGAUUUCCUAUCCCUGAAAUUCAGGGUCGAUACAUCCCGUUCAUUGAUACAAAGGAAACCCAAACACUACGAAAGUUGUACUCAGAUAAAGACGGGAACCUGCUGAAGACCGGCGACACUGUGAAGUUUGAGAAACUGGCCGACACUUUGGAGACGAUUGCGAAGGACGGGGCGGACGCUUUUUACUCGGGGAGAAUAGCGGAGGAUUUAAUCCGUGACGUCCAGGAGGCAGGAGGAAGUCUCACGCUGCAGGACCUGGCCGAGUAUAAAGUCACAGUGAGCGACGCCUGGGUUGUUCCUCUGGGAGAGUACCAGAUGCACAUCCCUCCACCGCCUGCAGGGGGCAUCCUCCUCAGCCUCAUCCUCAACAUCAUGAAAGGUUAUCAGCUGAAUUCGGCCUCUCUGAAGGGCGAUCAGAAGAAGGCGGCCUAUCAUCGUUAUAUCGAAGCUUUAAGGUUCGCCAACGGAUUAAAGACACACAUCCGGGAUCCAAAGUUCAUGUCGCCAGAAAUAGCCAAGAAAUUCACAGAGGACAGUUUUGCCGACUACGUGCGGGGGAAGAUCAGCAGCGACCGGACUCACGAUCCGCAGUAUUACAACAUCACGCCGUACGUGGACGGCUUGGGAACCACACAUGUGUCCGUGCUGACUGGGGACGGGUCGGCCGUGUCCGUCACCAGCACCAUCAACCACAUAUUUGGCUCAAAGAUCUUCUCUCCGAACACCGGAGUCAUCCUCAACAACGAGCUGGCUGACUUCUGCAGAAGAGGCGAUAGAAUCUCUGCUGGGGAGCAGCCUCCCUCCUCCAUGGCCCCCACUGUGCUGAAGUCUCAGUCCAAGACGCUGGUGAUCGGAGCGUCUGGCGGCGGCAGGAUCACGACCGGGAUGGCCUCCGCGCUCAUGAACCACCUCUGGUUUGGAAAGAGCCUGAAGGAGGCGAUCGCCGCCCCCGUUCUUUAUGUCCACGCUGAUAAUAAAGUGGAGUUUGAAGCAGAUUUUGAUCAGGAUGUAAUCCAGGGUCUGAAAGCUCUGGGACACGAAGAUAAACCUGCAGGAAAAUUCUACAGCGUGGUCAACGCCGUGGAGAUGGACGGCAGCUGCAUCAGCGCCGUGUCCGAUGCCAGGAAAAAGGGCGAAGCCGCCGGUCACUGAGACCCAGGAGCCAGCGGUUGGCGCUGGAUAACCGGCCUGAACUGUAACAGUGACUCUCUGUUCAGUGUGUUUGUACAUAGUUUGAGCUUUAAUUCUUCCGACUGUUGUUGUUUUAUUAACGUCUUUCUACUGUAAAGCUAAAAAUGUCCAGUCGUUGGUUUUUUUACGUGAUAGAAGUGCCUUUGUGUUAAUAUCUGAGACGUAGAAUACUCAGGGUUACGUAUAAUCAGAUUUUAAAGACGGUUAAAAGAUAAAAGCAACGUACUUUAUAUAGUCAAAGUUAGCUAAUGUUAGCAGAACGAUAGCUAAUGUUAGCUAAUUCUAGACACGUGUUGCACUUUGUGUCGGACCUGGCGAGACGUCCAUUCCUCACUACUUCACACACUUUAAGCUGUUUUUGUAAAGUUAGUUUAAACUGUAAAAAAACUGUAAACUCUGAAUAUGCUAAAUUAAUUUUGUUCACAUUGAAAAUGUUUAAAGACAAAUAUUUGUGGAACUCAAAUGUUUGUGGUUGCAUCCGUUAUUUUGAUAUUAGAAAUCCGUCGCUGAUUAAAAGAAUUGUACUAACUGAUUACAUUAAGUACCCAACCAUUUACACUCACUGUAUGUGCUAUGUUAGCAUUGUUUAUUUAAUACACAGUCAAUUAAACAUCAACUGUAUUUGUAAUAUUUAAAUAAAAUAUGUUUUCUUUUG